CGCCGCGCGCGCCUGUCCGGCAGCGCACGGGUUAAGGCUGGCACCGCGCCCGGCGGGAGGGGGGGCGCCCACCUCCCCUCCCCCCCGCGCCGGGCAUGCGGGGCCCGCUGGGCACUGAGGAGGAGCUGCCGCGGCUGUUCGCCGACGAGAUGGAGAACGAGGACGAGAUGUCAGAAGAAGAAGAUGGUGGCCUUGAAGCCUUCGACGACUUUUUCCCUGAAGAGCCCGUGAGCCUUCCCAAGAAGAAGAAGCCCAAGAAGCUCAAGGAGAACAGACCCAAAGGGAAGAGGAGGAAGAAAGAGGGGAGCAACGAUGAGCUGUCGGAAAAUGAAGAGGAUCUGGAGGAGAAGUCGGAGAGUGAGGGCAGUGACUACUCCCCAAAUAAAAAGAAAAAGAAAAAACUCAAGGACAAGAAGGAGAAAAAAGCCAAGCGUAAAAAGAAGGAUGAGGAGGAGGAAGAGAAUGAGGACGGAUGCCUCAAGGAGCCCAAGUCCUCGGGGCAGCUCAUGGCCGAGUGGGGCCUGGAUGACGUGGACUACCUGUUCUCAGAGGCCGACUACCACACGCUGACCAACUACAAGGCCUUCAGCCAGUUUCUCAGGCCACUCAUCGCCAAGAAGAACCCAAAGAUCCCCAUGUCCAAAAUGAUGACUGUCCUGGGCGCCAAGUGGCGGGAAUUCAGUGCCAACAACCCCUUCAAGGGCAGCUCGGCCGCGGCGGCUGCGGCGGCAGUGGCAGCGGCCGUAGAGACGGUCACUGUCGCGCCUCCGCUGGCCGUCAGCCCCCAGCAGGCACCCCAGCCUGUGCCGAUCCGCAAGGCCAAAACCAAGGAGGGCAAGGGACCCGGGGUGAGGAAGAAGAUCAAAGGCUCCAAGGAUGCAAAGAAGAAGGGCAAAGGGAGAAAGGUGGCCGGGCUCAAGUUCCGCUUUGGAGGGGUCAGCAGCAAGAGGAAGAAAGGCUCCUCGAGCGAGGAGGAUGAGCACGAGGAGUCGGACUUUGACAGCGCCAGCAUCCACAGCGCCUCCGUGCGCUCCGAGUGUUCCGCUGCCCUGGGGAAGAAGAGCAAGAGGAGGCGCAAGAAGAGGAGAAUCGAUGAUGGUGAUGGCUACGAGACGGACCACCAGGACUACUGCGAGGUGUGCCAGCAGGGUGGGGAGAUCAUCCUGUGUGACACCUGCCCAAGGGCCUACCACCUCGUCUGCCUGGACCCAGAGCUGGAGAAAGCUCCCGAGGGCAAGUGGAGCUGUCCCCACUGUGAGAAGGAGGGGAUCCAGUGGGAGCCGAAGGACGACGACGACGACGAGGAGGAGGGCGGCUGCGAGGAGGAGGAGGACGACCACAUGGAGUUCUGCCGCGUGUGCAAGGACGGCGGCGAGCUGCUCUGCUGCGACGCCUGCCCCUCCUCCUAUCACCUGCACUGCCUCAACCCGCCGCUGCCCGAGAUCCCAAACGGUGAAUGGCUCUGCCCGCGCUGUACUUGUCCCCCACUGAAGGGCAAAGUCCAGCGGAUCCUGCAUUGGAGGUGGACAGAGCCGCCGGCCCCCUUCAUGGUGGGGCUGCCCGGGCCCGAUGUGGAGCCUGGUGUUCCUCCACCCAAGGCCCUGGAGGGCAUCCCAGAGAGAGAGUUCUUUGUCAAGUGGGCUGGGCUCUCCUACUGGCACUGCUCCUGGGUGAAGGAGCUGCAGCUGGAGCUCUACCACACGGUGAUGUAUCGCAACUACCAAAGAAAGAACGACAUGGACGAGCCGCCCCCCUUUGACUACGGCUCUGGCGACGAAGACGGCAAGAGCGAGAAGAGGAAGAACAAGGACCCGCUCUACGCCAAGAUGGAGGAGCGCUUCUACCGCUACGGCAUCAAGCCCGAGUGGAUGAUGAUCCACCGCAUCCUGAACCACAGCUUCGACAAAAAGGGGGACGUGCAUUACCUGAUCAAGUGGAAAGACCUGCCCUAUGACCAGUGCACCUGGGAGAUUGACGACAUUGACAUCCCCUGCUACGACAACCUGAAGCAGGCCUACUGGGGCCACAGGGAGCUGAUGCUGGGAGAGGACGCCAGGCUGCCCAAGAGGCUAAUCAAGAAGGGCAGGAAACUGAAGGACGAUAAGCAGGAGAAGCCCCCGGACACGCCCCUUGUGGACCCCACGGUCAAGUUUGACAAACAGCCGUGGUACAUCGACUCCACGGGUGGCACGCUGCACCCCUACCAGCUGGAGGGCCUUAAUUGGCUGCGCUUCUCCUGGGCCCAGGGCACUGACACCAUCCUGGCCGACGAGAUGGGCCUGGGCAAGACGGUGCAGACCAUCGUCUUCCUUUACUCGCUGUACAAGGAGGGGCACUCCAAGGGGCCCUACCUGGUCAGCGCGCCCCUGUCCACCAUCAUCAACUGGGAGCGUGAGUUUGAGAUGUGGGCACCCGACUUCUACGUGGUCACCUACACGGGGGACAAGGAGAGCCGCUCCGUGAUCCGGGAGAACGAGUUUUCCUUUGAGGACAACGCCAUUCGGAGUGGGAAGAAGGUGUUCCGCAUGAAGAAAGAAGUGCAGAUCAAAUUCCACGUCCUCCUCACCUCCUAUGAGCUCAUCACCAUCGACCAGGCCAUCCUGGGCUCCAUCGAGUGGGCCUGCCUGGUGGUGGACGAGGCCCACCGGCUCAAGAACAACCAGUCCAAGUUCUUCAGGGUCUUGAACAGCUACAAGAUCGAUUACAAGCUUCUGCUGACGGGGACCCCCCUUCAGAACAACCUGGAGGAGCUGUUCCACCUCCUCAACUUCCUGACUCCAGAGAGGUUCAACAACCUGGAGGGCUUCCUGGAGGAGUUUGCUGACAUCUCCAAGGAAGACCAGAUCAAGAAACUGCAUGAUCUGCUGGGGCCGCACAUGCUGCGGCGGCUCAAGGCCGACGUCUUCAAGAACAUGCCGGCCAAGACCGAGCUGAUCGUCCGUGUGGAACUGAGCCAAAUGCAGAAGAAGUACUACAAGUUCAUCCUCACGCGGAACUUCGAGGCGCUCAACUCCAAGGGGGGCGGGAACCAGGUGUCGCUGCUCAACAUCAUGAUGGACCUGAAGAAGUGUUGCAACCACCCCUACCUCUUCCCCGUGGCCGCUGUGGAGGCCCCCGUCCUGCCCAAUGGCUCCUAUGAUGGCAGCUCGCUUGUCAAGUCUUCAGGGAAGCUCAUGCUGCUGCAGAAGAUGCUCAAGAAACUGCGGGAUGAAGGACAUCGUGUGCUUAUCUUCUCGCAGAUGACCAAGAUGCUGGACCUCCUGGAGGACUUCCUGGAGUAUGAGGGCUACAAGUAUGAGCGGAUUGACGGCGGCAUCACUGGGGGCCUCCGGCAAGAGGCGAUUGACAGAUUCAACGCCCCGGGGGCCCAGCAGUUCUGCUUCCUCCUCUCGACUCGGGCAGGUGGCCUGGGCAUCAACCUGGCCACGGCAGACACGGUCAUCAUCUAUGACUCGGACUGGAACCCCCACAAUGACAUCCAGGCCUUCAGCCGCGCCCACCGCAUCGGGCAGAACAAGAAGGUGAUGAUCUACCGCUUUGUGACGCGGGCCUCGGUGGAGGAGCGCAUCACGCAGGUGGCCAAGCGCAAGAUGAUGCUCACCCAUCUGGUGGUGCGGCCUGGCUUGGGCUCCAAGUCGGGCUCCAUGACCAAGCAGGAGCUGGACGACAUCCUCAAGUUUGGCACGGAGGAGCUCUUCAAGGACGACGUGGAAGGCAUGAUGUCUCAGGGCCAGCGGCCUGCCACGCCCAUCCCUGAUGUCCCAUCCUCCAAAGGGGGAGCCCUGGCCGCUAGUGCGAAGAAAAAGCAUGGCAGCACCCCUCCAGGUGACAACAAGGACGUGGAGGACAGCAGUGUGAUCCACUAUGACGAUGCGGCCAUCUCUAAGCUACUGGACCGGAACCAGGAUGCCACGGACGACACGGAGCUGCAGAACAUGAAUGAAUACCUGAGCUCCUUCAAGGUGGCGCAGUAUGUGGUGCGCGAAGAGGACGGUGUGGAGGAGGUGGAGCGGGAGGUCAUCAAGCAGGAGGAGAACGUGGACCCCGACUACUGGGAGAAGCUGCUCCGGCACCACUACGAGCAGCAGCAGGAGGACCUGGCCCGGAGCCUGGGCAAGGGCAAGCGUGUCCGCAAGCAGGUCAACUACAACGAUGCCUCCCAGGAGGACCAGGAAUGGCAGGAUGAGCUGUCAGACAACCAGUCCGAAUAUUCCAUUGGCUCCGAGGAUGAGGAUGAGGACUUUGAGGAAAGGCCAGAAGGGCAGAGUGGACGGCGACAAUCCAGGAGACAGCUGAAAAGCGACAGGGACAAGCCCCUGCCCCCUCUUCUUGCCCGGGUUGGCGGUAACAUUGAGGUGCUGGGCUUCAACGCCAGGCAGCGGAAGGCCUUUCUGAACGCCAUCAUGCGCUGGGGCAUGCCCCCUCAGGACGCCUUCAACUCCCACUGGCUGGUGCGGGACCUUCGCGGAAAGAGCGAGAAGGAAUUUAGAGCCUAUGUGUCCCUCUUCAUGCGGCACCUGUGUGAGCCGGGGGCUGACGGCGCCGAGACCUUCGCGGACGGCGUGCCCCGCGAGGGCCUCUCCAGACAGCACGUACUCACGCGCAUCGGGGUCAUGUCACUAGUUAGGAAGAAGGUUCAGGAGUUUGAGCACGUCAACGGGAAGUACAGCACCCCGGAUUUGAUCCCCGAGGGCCCCGAGGGCAAGAAGCCAGGCGAGGUUAUCUCCUCGGAUCCCAACACACCUGUGCCCGCCAGCCCUGCCCACCUUCUGCCUGCCCCGCUGGGCCUGCCAGACAAAAUGGAAGCCCAGCUGGGCUACAUGGAUGAGAAGGAGCUGGGGGUGCAGAAGCCGAAGAAGUCCCCAGACAUCCAGGCCCUGCCAACUGCCCUGGACAGAGUGGAGGGCGAGGACAAGCAUGAGAGCUCUGAUGGAAAGGAGAGGGCCCGAGAGGAGCGACUGGAGGAGACGGAGAAGGCCCAGCCCUCCCCGGAGCAGCUGCCGAAAGAAGAAGUGCUUCUGGAGAAGGAGAAAAUUCUGGACAAGCUGGAGCUAAGCUUGAUUCACAGCAGAGGAGAUGGCAAUGAUUUCAGACCAGAUGACACUAAAGCGGAGGAGAAGGAGCCCAUUGAAACACAGCAAAAUGGUGACAAAGAGGAAGAUGAGGAGGGGAAGAAGGAGGACAGGAGUGGGAAGUUCAAAUUCAUGUUCAACAUUGCAGACGGGGGCUUCACAGAGCUACACACACUGUGGCAGAACGAGGAACGUGCCGCUGUGUCCUCGGGAAAAAUCUACGACAUCUGGCACCGGCGCCAUGACUACUGGCUGCUGGCGGGCAUCGUAACGCACGGCUAUGCCCGCUGGCAGGACAUCCAGAACGACCCGAGAUACAUGAUCCUCAACGAGCCCUUCAAGUCUGAGAUCCACAAGGGCAACUACCUGGAGAUGAAGAACAAGUUCCUGGCCCGCAGGUUCAAGCUGCUGGAGCAGGCACUGGUCAUUGAGGAGCAGCUCCGGAGGGCCGCGUACCUCAACAUGACCCAGGACCCUAACCACCCCGCCAUGGCCCUCAACGCCCGCCUGGCCGAGGUGGAGUGCCUUGCCGAGAGCCACCAGCACCUGUCCAAGGAGUCUCUCGCUGGGAACAAGCCCGCCAACGCCGUCCUGCACAAGGUCCUGAACCAGCUGGAGGAGCUGCUGAGUGACAUGAAAGCGGACGUGACACGCCUGCCCUCCAUGCUGUCCCGCAUCCCUCCGGUGGCCGCCCGCCUCCAGAUGUCCGAGCGCAGCAUCUUGAGCCGCCUGACCAACCGAGCCGGCGACCCCACCAUCCAGCAGGGCGCUUUCGGCUCCUCCCAGAUGUACAACAACAACUUUGGGCCCAACUUCCGGGGCCCUGGACCGGGAGGGAUUGUCAACUACAACCAGAUGCCCCUGGGGCCCUAUGUGACCGAUAUCUAGCCGUCCCCGAGACUUCCCUCUGGUGCAGCGCUCGUUUCCUGCAGAGCCACGCCUGCUGGGCCCCCCACCUGACCCCCACAGGAGAGAAAAGCUGCCGCCUUUCUAGAGCCACACCACUCGAGGACAGAAAGGGAAACCGAGUCAUGCCACCACAUGGGGACGGGGCCCAGCCUGGCAGGGUCUGAGCCCAGAAGUGCCACCUGCUUCUAAUCCAAGUGUCCCAUACAGUGUCACCCCCACACCACCCUGGGACGCCCCUUGGCCACCUCUGCCAGAACGACUUCCUAGAGGAGAUGCCAUUUCUUUGUACAUCUUUUGCACUUUCCUAUUGAAGACUUGAACACGUUUAUCUUGAUAAAAGUUGAGUGAUGUGUGGAGGCGUCUCACCCACAGCACUUACGUCUCUCUCGGCCGACGGGCUCCAGAUGGGAAGGGAAGCUCCUGGAAACGCUGCCGCUGCCCCGUGGACUCGGCCUGCCCUGGGUGCCCCCGCCCACCCCGUCCCGUCUGCCUGCGUGGGGCCCCGAGUGCCAGGUGGGUCGGGACCGGGGGACGGCUGCCUGGCCUGGGGAAGAGGCCCGGCCGACGUCCAGGUCAGGCCAGGCCGCCUGCCCACCCACUUCCUGCAAGGCUGAGGCCGCCAGGUGCGCACUCUCUCCUUCGGGGGCGGCUCGGCUCUGUCAGCAGGUGUCUGUCCCUGGCCCUGUCACAGGUCUUAGACUCUGUCAUCGCCAGCAGAGAGCCUGUGGCCCCUGCCCUGCAUGGCAGGUCGCAGCAUGUGAUCCUGGGAGGGGAGGAAGGGCCUGCACAUGUCAGCCGAGGGGCUGCUGGAGCCUUUGUCUCAGGCCACUGCGGGAAGGGGCUUGCCCUCUGCCAGGGUGUGGCUAGCGUCCUAGCAGGGAGUGUCACAGCAGCGCUGAGUGGCCCAGGAGCCCUUGGCCCUGCCCUGUGCCCUGGGAGGCCCGUCAUACCCAUGUCCAGGCACACACCCCCGUCAGCCUCCUGGCUGGAGGUGCAGAGAACCCAGGCCAUGCCUGGGGCCUGGGCUUAUCCCUGUCCUCCUGUCCCUGGAGAGGACACCCCCUGGAGAGGCCUCGAUCUGGGCUCUUGCCGCCUGGGGCAGGGCCACCCCUGCCGUCUCUGUGUUCUUGGAUGGCUUAGGGAGAGCUCUGCUUGGAGGCAGGGGCCUAGACCUGAUGGCCUCUCCAGUCUUCCUUCCAGCCUGAGCGCCCUCAGCUUCCUGCCUUGUUUCCUGCCAGGAACGCCCUGUUGGAAUCCUGACCCUCUGCUACCCAGCUGGUGGUAUCCCGCGAUGGCCCCGGUUAGGGGGAAAGGAGGAAUGGGCCAGGCCUGAGGCCCAACCUCAGCCGGGAAGGGAUUUCCGAGCCUGGAGCAGGGGCCUUCCUGGGGUGGUGCCCUGGGGGCAGAAUCCUGUCUGAGUGAGAGACAAGCUGAGCCUGGGAGUGGGGUCGCCAGAAGGGGCUCCAUUCAGCUCCCUGGCCAGGACUGGGGCCAGGAUUUGGGGAUGUCUUGAGGACACAGGCCCUCCCAGAGCCCAGAUGUCCUUAUCUGUAAAUGGCUCUCCCUGAACCCCUGGAGGGCUGGACCCCUAAGGCCCUUCCAUCUCCAGGCUGCCUGACCCUGGCACUGCGGGUGGGAGGAGUUGGGGGCAGCCUGGAAGUGGCACACAGGUGUCCGGGGCACACGUGUGGCAGUGGCUGACCUUGCCCUCCAGGAUGGGUGGGGUCAUUCCUGUCCCCUGUGAUUUGUCCGGUGCCAUGUGCACAUGCGUGGUCCUCCGAUCAGUGCCUCCCUGCAAAGGCUCUCGGCUCAGGUCGGGCAGGGUGACCGCCACGACCCACGACCCCCCGACCCGGGUCCUGUGACGCUCCCCUCCCAGACAGGCUGCCAGCCCUGUGUUUGGCCUCGUGAGGAACGCGGUGGCAGGUCCUGAGUGUCAGGUUGGGAGGCACCUGGUAUAGGACCAGGGUCUGCGUCUCCACUGCCCAAAUUCCAAGGGCAGUGGUCCCUCCCCUGCCAGCCCUUGCUCCCCCAGAAGCUUCCCUCUGUCCCUCCACCUCUGCUCCUCCCCAGGCCUCACCAGGCUGCCCUUUGUCCUUCUCCUCUGCUAGCUGGAGCCGGACACCCACGGACAGCCUGACCCUGGCACUGCCUGGUCCAGGAAGGCUCAGCUCUCCAUGACCAGCACCUGGGAGGCCUGGGAGGGGAACUGCGGACAGCUGGGGAGUGGGUUUCCAGUUGACUGGUUUUGGAGAGGAAAAAGGAUCUUAAGAAUGUUUUCUUCUUGGUUUAUCCAUUAUCUCCUGCCACAAGUUGCAGCGGCUGUAGGGGAGUGGGGCGUCUACUGCCUUCGGCAUCUUCGGGCUGGGUUAGGAUUUGCUGCUGGUGGAAGGAGGGUCAGGGUCGUCCCAUGCAAGUGGAGCCUGAAAGUGCCAGCCGACAUUUUUGUUUCCAGCCCCCUUAUUAUUUAGACCAGUGCUGAGUAGGCUUUCUGUUGAACCAUCUUUGGGCCAUAGUCUCAGAAAGCAUCACCUGCCAGGCUCCCAGGUGACCAGGGCAGUUAGGGUUGGACCGACUGUGUCCAGUGCGGGGGGGCCCUCCUUACACGCCUGCCACGGAAGCAUAUCUUGAGACCGCCCCCCCCCCCACCCUGGUGAGGAGACCCUUCCUGCAAGCCACCUUCAGAAGCUCCUUUGUUUUCUGCAAGUUAUGACCAUGGUCCUGUCCUGCUGGUACCCGUGACUGGUGUGGGCACCUGCCCUCCUGCUUGUUGGGGGUCCCUUCCCAGGGUCCUCUGGGGACUCCCUGGCCCAGGUCGAGGGCUGGCAAGAGUCUUACCCCAGGGACAUCCGUAAGCCCUUGCUCCCAGGUGUUGAAUUCCAGGGAUGCUGAGGGCCUGUCAUGUAGAGGAUGGGCUCAGGGACCUCUGGAGGGUGUCCAGAGCAGGGUGGCAGGGAGGAGCCAGGGUGGGAGGUGGGGGCUGAGGUCUUGGCCUGGCCACGGCCUAGGGUCCCUCCUCCACACCUGCAUCUGUCCUGUGCUGACCACCGUCCCAGGAAGCUGGCUCCCCACCCCAUUUUAUAUUCUGGAAGUUUACAGGUUGUGGUGCAUCAGCCCAAAGUCAUUGGCUUGUGUUUUUGGAUUUUUUUCUUAGUUUUCAGAUUUUUUUUAAACAAAGUAUUUUUUUAGAUGCGAUAACCCAGAAAGGGCCCGUUGGGUGUGUGUGUGUCCUGAACCCCUGAUCUUGAGAUGGGAGCCCGAGCCUCCCAUGGCUCCUUUGCACUGGCGCAUGGGCGGAUGAGGGAGCAGACCCCCCACCCAGGCUGGCAUCUGGCCCAGCUGAGAGGGGCCGGCCCCUUGCCUGACACAGCCCCAGGCUAGCGAAGGGCCAGGGGUACUUGGGCAAGUUCGGAGGGUCCCAGCCGGGGACCUGGAGUGGAGGCUGAGCCCCUGGGAGUGGUGGCCUGUCCGGUCCUCAGGAGGACGUGUGGGAAGCUCGACAGACUGUAAUUGACACAGUUCCCUUGACUUUGUACUCUGUGUGUAUGUCUUGGUUUUCUGUGUUUUAAUAAAUCCUUUGGGAAAGGAUUGAAUCAGA
Molecule: messenger RNA, 9579 nt
Organism: Camelus dromedarius (Arabian camel)
Lineage: Eukaryota; Metazoa; Chordata; Mammalia; Artiodactyla; Camelidae
Gene: CHD5
Product: chromodomain helicase DNA binding protein 5
Exons: 42
Coding region: 96-5960 (1954 amino acids)
Biological process (GO): negative regulation of transcription by RNA polymerase II; chromatin remodeling
Cellular component (GO): nucleus; chromatin
Molecular function (GO): ATP binding; chromatin binding; DNA binding
Source: RefSeq, a predicted model, not a curated record